Paramecium sonneborni is the source of this 908-nucleotide messenger RNA. The record is from the annotation of a GenBank genome assembly. Lineage: Eukaryota; Ciliophora; Oligohymenophorea; Peniculida; Parameciidae.
UAAUUAAUUAUUUAAUGGAGGAAAGCAUCUAUAACAUUAUAAUUGAAGAUCCUAUUCCAUAAAAACGAUAAAAAAAGUAUAAAUCAUAAUUCCCUGGUACUAUUCAACCAUCUUAUAGUACAUUUGGAAAUUAAUCAAAUGUUAUUUAGGUAUGACGAUCACUAAAUGUAAGGUUAAAAAUAUAAGUGGAGAUUAUUAGUUAUCAUCUAAUAGAUAUACAUCUGAAAGUGGAACUAUUGGAAAAGCAAAAACAUGUUAAUUUAUCUUAUUAAUAUUUAGAAUAACUCUCACCCAUUAAACCUAGAAUUAUGGGUACUAAUAAUUUAGAUGAAUGGAUUGAAAAAGGAUCACUUGUAAGAAGUUAAGAAUUAGUUCAUUCUCAUAGAAAUAAAUUGAAACCUCUUGUUCCAAAAUCUAUAGAAAAACCAACUAUGGGAUUAUAAUCUAAUAGAAAUUUUAUUGCUACAAACAAAAUUGAUAUCAUUCUUCAAUGUUAUUUUUAUAUUUAUAAUAGCUCCUAAAUAAAUAUAAGAAUAACCUAAUUGGCUCAAUAAAAAAGAUUAUGGAUAAAUUCCACUUUAUUUAAGUCAAAUCAAAGAUUAACUCUAAUAAUCUUAUUUAUAAGAAUAAGAUUAUGCUAAAAAAUAAUUAGAAGCAUAAAAUGAUUAAUUGUAAUUUAUAAUUAAUAAUCUAGAUAAUUAUUAUCAGAAGAAGAAUUAUAAUAAAUUAGAGAAGGAUUAAAAUAAAGAUAUGAUGAAGUUAAUAAACAAUAUCAAUAAUAUACACAUUUAAAGAAAUUUGACACUGUUGGAUUAAAAAGAAGAAAAGAAUAAUUUGAAAAAGAAUUAAUUUAAUUAGAAAAAGACAUGGAUAAAAUGAAAAAAUAAUAUGUAUUUGUAGAAAAAUGA